Messenger RNA from Pleurotus ostreatus (oyster mushroom), 915 nucleotides. RefSeq lists its product as uncharacterized. The coding region runs from base 1 to 915 and encodes 304 amino acids. The record is from RefSeq and is a predicted model, not a curated record. The transcript is spliced from 4 exons. Lineage: Eukaryota; Fungi; Basidiomycota; Agaricomycetes; Agaricales; Pleurotaceae.
AUGCUCUUCUCACUUCAGCAUGCUAUUACCGCCCUUUACGCCAUGUGGGAGGGUUCGAAAGCCAUUCAUCGAGACUUGAGUAGUGGGAACGUAUACUACGACGAUACGACAAACUCUGGUCGCCUUGGCGAUCUGGAGUUUGUUACAUUCUACACGGACGAUGCGGUAUCCAAGGGAAACAGCCACUCAUUGAGGCACCCUCCAAUUCAUGGCUUGCAAGGUCUCCACCAGCUAUUAUCUAAUGUGACCACGAACUCCUUUGAUGACGCUAGCCCGGCUUCUCCGGCACUGCUAGACCAGUGUUUGGCUGUUUUGCCUGAUACAUUGGAUAUUCCUGAUACGUCUGAUACCAACUUGCAUUCUACGGAGGUUUACGACGAUAUCGACGAAACUCCUACCUUCCUACAUAAUCCAAUCCAUGACCUAGAGUCAGUUUGGUGGCUUCUGAUCUGGACCUUGCUUCGCUUCCAUCCGAAGUCAACUGCUCCUCUUGCUCCUCUUCACCACAACACACUUCGAGAUCAGCUCGGAGUUUUUCUCUCCCUCUUCCCUGGAACACAGGCGCAACACAUGUCCACACUCCAGUCAAUCAACCUCAAGCACACCUCUACUAAAAUCUCGCUCAUCGGGACCGCUCAAAUCUCCGAGCACGUUAAGUAUCUGUCAGCUGUGUUGGUCAACAUGUAUACGACUGUCGAGAAAUCUUUCCCCAUUCCCAAUACUGCUUUUCACGGAUUUCACGGGGCAGUCCUGGAAACUCUCAAUCUCAUUUCUAGCAAAGUUGCCUAUAUCUCUGUUGGCAAGCUGAUCCCCAUCCAAGACACAUUAAUAGUUCUUGAGCAAGAAAGGAGAGGUGAAGUUGGUGAAAUUCAUGGUGAAGUUCAUGGUGAAGUUGAUGAUAAAGUUAAUGAUUAA